GAGCGCCCCGAGCGAGCCCGGCUCCGGGCACCAGGAAGGCUGGGCCGCCUGAAGCACGGGGUUGGGGCACAGUUGUCAGGUCCGAAAUAGGAAAUAAUCCUGUUGGAAGCUCAAAAUGAUCAUAUCGGAAGCUCAACGCAGUCGUAUUUGGUGAAAAACUACGCGCAUAAGUAUGCCGCUAAGUAUACAAGUAAGCCUUCCUGUGGACUUGCUCACCCUAAGUCGCAGUGAGCGAGCAAGGGGUCGUCACAGACGAACCAGGUCUUUGAAGGCCAGCAGUCUGAAGAAGGUCCCGAUAGCAAACCCAGAAGUCUGACCUGGCAGGGGAAACACCGCGCAUCUGAAGGCAGUUUUCCGUUCAAUAUGUUAUUGAACACUGACCAAGUAAACCUAAUUGGACAAGUGUUUGAAUCCUACGUUUUGGAACAUCACAAAAAUGACAUUUUGCAUAUCUUAAGAGAGCAAGAUGAUGAGAAACAUUAUCCGAUUGUUGUUGAUGCCCUGACUCUUUUUGAGACCAAUAUGGAAAUUGGAGAGUAUUUCAAUGCAUUUCCGAAUGAAGUGCUCCCUAUUUUUGACAAUGCAUUACGCAGAGCAGCUCUGGAGGCUCUGCAGCCCACUUCCCAGAAUCAUGGUCUUAGCAUCAAGCAGAAUCUUCAUGUCAGGAUAUCAGGUUUGCCUGUUUGUCCAGAGCUAACCAGAGAACAUAUCCCUAAAACCAGAGAUGUGGAUCACUUCUUGUCUGUUACUGGUACUGUUAUUCGUACUAGUUUAGUGAAGGUCCUGGAGUUCGAGCGGAAUUAUAUAUGUAAUAAAUGCAAACAUAUAUUUGUUGUAAAGGCUGAUUUUGAGCAGUACUAUGCUUUCUGUCGUCCAUCAGCCUGCCCAAAUGAAGAAGGCUGCAACUCAUCCAAAUUCACUUGUCUCUCAGGAACAAACGCUGCUCCCACCAGUUGCAGAGACUAUCAAGAAAUCAAAAUUCAAGAACAGGUUCAAAGACUAUCUGUUGGAAGCAUUCCUCGCUCUAUGGUGGUUGUCUUGGAAGAUGAUUUAGUUGAUAGUUGCAAGUCUGGUGAUGACAUCACAGUGUAUGGAGUGGUAAUGCAAAGAUGGAAACCCUUCCAUCAGGAUGUGCGCUGUGACCUUGAGAUUGUUUUGAAAGCCAAUUACAUUAAAGUAAAUAACGAACAACUAGCAGGAGUUAUAAUUGAUGAGGAGGUCCGCAAGGAAUUUGAAGACUUCUGGGAAAAACAUAAGAGUAAUCCCUUAGCAGGGAGGAAUGAAAUCUUGGCUAGCUUGUGUCCUCAGGUGUUUGGGUUAUACCUGGUGAAGCUCGCUGUUGCUAUGGUACUUGCUGGAGGUGUGCAAAGGACUGAUGCUGUAGGAACUCGAGUGAGAGGUGAAUCGCAUCUUUUGUUGGUUGGAGACCCUGGAACAGGAAAAUCUCAAUUUUUGAAGUAUGCAGUAAAGAUUAUGGCACGAUCGGUGCUUACUGCAGGGAUUGGUUCUACAAGUGCAGGUAUCUGAUAUUCCAACCAGCGCCAAUUUGUGCUCUUAACUUUUAUUAUUGCAUACCUAGGGAUGUGAUUUUAGUGACAGAGGUAUUGAAUAUAUAAGCAAGAACAUAAACUAGUUUGAUUAUAUUAAUACAGUCCUUGCAAAAAAAUGCCAUGGAGUCAGACAAGUGAGAGUUGGCAUGGUUCCCUAUAGAAAUCUGGCCCUACUGUUUUUUUAUGCACUAAAAGGUUGAUUGUAGUGAGCUUCCUUUUUAGGGGACACUCACUGAGUCUUGCCCAGAGGCCUCUCCUGCUCAGUUUUCAUGGUGAUAAUCUGAGCCUGUAUUUUUAUUACUUUUCCUAACGAUAGCAAAUUUGACAUUUCUCCAGAGAAAGUGCAUGACACUUUCAUGGAAUAGGAUCAUAGUAGAUACUUCUCCUAUUUUCUCUUCUUUGGUGUGUUUUGAGCGGAUGCCAAGUUUGCCUCUUUUUUUUUUAAAGCAAUAUCUUAAACUAAGGCAUUAUCCUUGACUCAUUAAGAUGCUUUUCAAGAACAUACUUUUUUUGAUUUAGAUACUGUUCCAAAUCGAACCAAGUUCCCAAUAUCUUAAAUCUUUCUGGAGGACAAUAUAAAUAGCAAAUUUACUGAGUUUGAGCAAACUUUUAUACUAUCAGUAUGUUCACAAAUCAGGUAUAAUAUGAAGAAUUUCAGCUGGUGUAUUUAAUAUAAAUGUGUUAUUCCAUUUUGCAUUGCUCCUUUUUUAACGUUGGGAAACAGCAGUGUGUUUAAAUGGGAAAAAGCAAAAGAAUAUCUAUAUUCCCUAGUACCUUAUCUCUCUGUCCAUUGUGCAGCCCAUCUACAAAAGAUUUGUUAUAAAAUAAGUGUAUUGCUGAUUUUGAAUUCAAAAUGUUGGCAAACCUAUUAGCAGAGAAGCCAUAGAAGGUUUCUGCCAAGGGUGGUCUUUACUAUAUCCGUCCAUGGUAAGAACUGAGAACAAACUGUAGUCCAGGCUGAUGUAUAGUUUCUCAGGGAACUGGUCUUUGUCAGAUGCUGACCUGAAGUAAAAAGUUGUGAUCAAUUUGUCAGUAAUGAUUGUCUUAUGCCAGCCAAGCUCAUGUACCUCUGCUUUAUCUUAAUUUACCAGAGCUCUCACUUUCAUAUAAUGCUAUUUGUAAGCUGGUGUCCUAGACAUUGAACAAAUAUCCAGCAAUAGUUGGAUGCCAAGUCACAUUAAACUGUGUUUGCAUCACAAGCUUGGAGCAACAUGAUUACUAUACUAUUGGUUUGUGGCUUAUGAAGCUUCAGCACUUUAAGGGCUUCGCUCCUUGCAAAAGUCCUCUAAAAUCAUAAAACCACCUAUGGUUAAACCUCAGUCAAUUUUUUAUUUAAAAAAAGAGGAAGAAGGAAAACAAGUCCACAAAAAUCUUAUGUCUAUGCACCAUUUUCCCAUCUUUAACUGUUAAGAGCCACUCCAUGAAUGCGAAUCUGGAAGUAUGUCUAGACACAUAACUACACUUGUGUGGGAAAAACAGAUUUAGGAUUUGGGAAGUUAGUGGGCUCUAAGCUAGGGUGAAUACACAACAUGCUAGCAGCUCCACACUAACUCCUUGGGUGGAUGCUCUUAAUGCACAAUACAAGUGUUUCUAUCUGAAGCAAUUAGUACCUUGCCACUACAGUUUCUACUUUAUGACUUGGACAAAGUGUAUUCACAUUAAGAGGUAGGAGAAAGUAGUUAGUGUGCUGUUAAAUUCAGAGUUUAGCUUACUGCACACUGAAUUUCCCUAUGGACAAGGUCCUAGUAUAAUUAAGAGUCAAACCCUCGUAACUUCAGAAUUGCUGACAAUCUGCUGCCAACUUAGUUUGAAUCUUAGGUCAAACCACAGAAGGAAAUCAUUUACCUUCCAACCACAUUUUGAGCUGUUUGGCUGCGUCCAGCCAUACAGGCACAUGCAGCUUGAGGUGCGCAAACCUCUUUGCAGCACCACACACUGCAUGCCCAGAUGGUUAAAGUGUGUCCCCGCACUGCAAACUUGUAGCAUGGGGGCAGAGUUUGCUGCCAGAAUUUCCUGGUAGCAAAAAAAAGUCCAAGAAAAGCGGCAUGGCACAUGCUACAGUAGCAUGUGCUGGAACAAAUGGAGGCUUGGUCCUCUGGGGAGAUGCUCUGGCUACUGGCCAGAGCAUCUCUGCUAUUUCAUUUGUGCCCCAGCUGCUUCAGCACUCCAGGAGCCAGGAAGAACAGGAAAAGGGCGCUUUGCCCAAAGCAAGACUAUUUGUCCCUCACCAAAGCACACGUGCAGGGGUGUGCGCUGUGGCACAAAGCAGCACAAAUUUGUGCUGCUGCAAUCACAUGCCCCUGCACAUCUGGAUAUGGCCUUUGAGUGUAAGUGUUCCAAAGGAAUGGAAGAGGUAAACCUUCCAUUUGCUUUUGGAAUGUUAUCUUCAAAUAACUCAAUUGAGUUUUCUGGAAAUUAUUAGGAAAAAGAAUCAGUUUCAUGCUAAGAUCAACCAUUAAAUAUACCAUUCUCAAAGGACAUACCAGGUAGAGACGUAACAGUGUAAAACUGGUGGAGUGUAAGCUGGAAUUUAUCAUUUAACUGUAGUGUAGCAUAAUCCAGUAUCAUACUGUCAAUGCUGUGAAAGGGUCUACCCACAAAUACUUAACAUACUGUGAUUAACUCUGGAUAAUAGAAAGAAGGGUGAUGAAAUAAGGUUCUGUCAUUUUAAUAUGAGAAAGAGAAGAUAUUGAAAAAGAACUUAUUGAAUCAGUAAGAUGUAGAUGCAUCUCUUCCUUUCUAUUAAACUGAGGGAAUUCUUCUGUAAAAUGAACAAAAUAGAGUAAGUGUUUACUAAGCAACUACUUGGAAGAGGUACAGGGGAGGUGAGGGCCUUCCAAUAGAUCCUGUUAAUUUAUAUAUCAAGAGAAGUUUAGUGGGCUACCAGUGGAAUACUCAAGUGCAUAAAAUUAAGCAUCUACAUAACUGGUUGCUGGACUAUGGCCCUAAUCUUUAACCUUCAGUUUCAGUAUGUGAAAACAUAGAAUGAGUCCUUUCCCUUGUCUUGUAUGGUAUUUUCAGUGGCAUAUACUUCAAUACCAAAAAUACUGACUUUGUAAACUCACUUUUUACACACCAACUCCAACAGAUGUUCAUAAUGGUUGUGCGUGGAGAAAUGUUAAAUUAUGAUGCUUUCUGUAAUGGUUUUACACAUUUUACAUUAUGUAGUUUCUGUCCUCUUGUACAGUACAGAUUGUUCCAGACUUAUUCUUUUUGAGAUAGAGAAACCAAAUGCAUCAAUCCUAUAUUAAACACCUCACUCCCUACACCAAAAGUAUGAGUCUGAAGGGAACUGAUAAAUUGCUGGCAUUAGUGGUGUAAUCUUCGCUUCAAACUGAAAUCAUUAAGAAAAUAAAUUGCUCUUCACUCUAGUGUUGAGAGAUGUUGCAGGACAGUGAUGUAGACAUCUAAAAUAUUUUCUUUUUCACCUAUUUCUGUAAAUAUACGAGUUGCCCAGUUAACUGAAUGAAAUUAGUUUCUUUGGUAAAGGAGGUUUUGCUUGGUAUGUAUAUUAUAGAUUUUUUUUCUUCCUUC
Molecule: messenger RNA, 5084 nt
Organism: Gavialis gangeticus (Gharial)
Lineage: Eukaryota; Metazoa; Chordata; Crocodylia; Gavialidae
Gene: MCM9
Product: minichromosome maintenance 9 homologous recombination repair factor
Exons: 8
Coding region: 364-1527 (387 amino acids)
Biological process (GO): double-strand break repair via homologous recombination
Cellular component (GO): MCM complex; nucleus
Molecular function (GO): single-stranded DNA binding; single-stranded DNA helicase activity; ATP binding
Source: RefSeq, a predicted model, not a curated record